AUGACGCUUUUUGGCAACAAUGAAUCUGGGUACCAGGUCGACGGAAACUUUUUCUUGCAGAAGGGAGAUCAGCACGCUUAUGCGGGCAGUGUGACGCGAUGCGACGACAUCAUACCAAAGGAUCGACAAGGUGAUGAUGAUAAUGAUGAUAAUGAUGAUAAUGAUGAUAAUGAUGAUAAUGAUGAUAAUGAUGAUAAUGAUGAUAAUGAUGAUAAUGAUGAUAAUGAUGAUAAUGAUGAUAAUGAUGAUAAUGAUGAUAAUGAUGAUAAUGAUGAUGAUGGUGGGAGCGAACUGAGAGAAGUUGCAUACAAGGAUAAUAAAACAGACUUGGUAUCGAUCGGCUUCGUAACUACUUUCGUGAGAAGUACAAAAUAA
Molecule: messenger RNA, 375 nt
Organism: Exserohilum turcica Et28A
Lineage: Eukaryota; Fungi; Ascomycota; Dothideomycetes; Pleosporales; Pleosporaceae
Exons: 2
Coding region: 1-375 (124 amino acids)
Source: RefSeq, a predicted model, not a curated record